AUGGGUAAAAAACGUGAACGAAUGGAAUUCUUUGUUAUCACUCAAAUCAAAUGCAAUAAUCACAUUGAAUAUUCCAGUGUCUCAGAUACUGCUUAUUGCCAUCAUCAUCACCUUCAGUUUCAUCCUAAUCACUGCAAACAACAAAGAACACAUCACGUCUAUGAUUCCCAGAAUAUUUUUCAUCGUAUUUAUGUUGUAUUUGUAUGCGUAUUAUUAAUUUCAUUCAAUGUUAAGUAUAUUCAUUGUAGACCUACUUCAUUAUCAUUGAAAAACGAUUUGAAUGCAAUUUCCUCAUCUGAUAGCAUCUCAUCAUCAACUUCAUAUAUUACUACUCCCCUGCCUUCAUUUUCGUCGACAGUAUCACUCUCAAGUAUACAUAUGCCAUCUGUAUCACCGCCAAUAUCAAUAAAUGUAAAAAAUAAAUCACUGGGUGUAGACGAUUUAUUAUUUCAUUAUUUAGAUUUUAUCACUAUGAGUUUGAAUCAUACUAAUGAUAUAAAAAUAACAAAUGUUUUUAUGCGAUCACAAAGAACAAAACGCAGUUUGUCAUUUUAUAUGUCAAAUUUAGAUAGAUCACCUCUGUUUUUAGCCCCACUAACUCAGAAUUAUACAAAUAAACGAAGAUAUUUGAGUAUUCAUGACAACGGAACUAUUAAAUUAACUAAUUCACAUCGAGAUAUAUCUGCUAUGAUUACAGUUUCAGUUAUUGUAAAGUGGUCAGCGUCAAUGAAUAAAGAACAGUUACUGAUGUUAUUGCAUCCACGCAAUGGAUCAAGAUUAAUUCUUCGUAAAUUUGCUAAAAAUAUAUGCAUCUGUAUGUAUCCGAACGGAACAGUUUAUGCAGAGCGUAUCAUCAACCAGACAAUUACGGAUAACUGUGAAUGGCGUUUAAGAGUGUCAAGAUACGGAAUAGGCUUUGAACAUGAAUCAUUCGAAGGCGAUAGCAACAGUAUGUCAUUGGAAUCUCCUGAAUCUAGUCUUCUCAAGCAAACAACUGGAAUUAGCAGAAGAUAUCCGACUUUAAACGUAGCUGAUGAAGAGUCGAAUGCAUUAGCUUCUGGUUGGACACACUGGCUAUGGCAACCUGAAGCAACUUGGCAAGUUUACGGUGUUCAACCAAGUUUAGUGAAAGCUUAUAAUAAAACAUAUAGUAAUACUCCAGAUUAUCAACGAUUUAUUUCAAUUCAUACAGAAAAUUUGAAUCAGUUCGUCACUACAGCAGACAAUAGUAUUCAUGAGUCAAACUCUCAAAAUAGCACUUCCAUAACAUCAUCAAGGUCUACGGUGAAAGUAGGUUCACAACAAGUAGUCAUUUUGGAGGCACCUGCUUAUUAUUUCCGUUCACUACAUGAUAAGGAAAACUAUAAACACUGUGAAACAUUGAAAACUAAACUUGUACAUCUUGUGCAAACCGAAUUAGUUAUGAGCUUUAUAACUUUAGACAAAUACAGACAAGCUUUUAAAAAUCUUUCAACUAUUGUUCAAAAGUUCUCAUUAAUGAAUAAAAGUAGUAGUAGUAACUAUGAUAUCAUUAAUAACAAACCAUUAUCAUCACAUUCAAUAGCAAAACUACUAGAUCAAUGGUUAAUGCUUUUAGAUUAUAAAUGGCGUCAAACAACUAAGCAAUAUUAUAAAAUGAAUUCAAGAGUUAAUAAUUGUUCUCUGAGUUUUAAAUCCUCAUUUGAAAUAAAUGCUGUUGGUAAUGAUAGUGAUGAUAAACUAUUGGUUAAACUGCAUGAAACAAGAUUGAAAACUAAAAUAUAUUAUAGUUUAUUUGAAAAUCUACAACAUAUUAUCGAAUGGACAGAUGAACAGAAGUAUCAUUGGCUUCAACAUCCAAGAAUUAUAAAAUUAUUCCAUUAUUUACAUAUUAAAUGUCCAUCGUUACAAAAGUUAAGACAAGCUUCUUUCAUCCUACGGCAGUAUCUUCCAACUUAUUCACCAGAAGAUAUUCGUUCGCAGAAUGAUUUUCACUACGGUCUCAUGGGGAAGUUGAAAACAGCAACACUUAGACAAUUUCUUUCCAAUGAUACUAAAAUGGCCAGUAUCCUAAUCGAUCGUGCAGCCCAUUUGAAAUUUGAAGAAUAUUACUUUUGGCCUAUAUUGAAGCGUGUGUACAAUAAAGCAGUUGUGGAACAUUCUAUUUUUCUCAACAGCGACUUACGCAAUGAAAUCAAGCAAAUGUCUUCAAAUAGUAUGUGUUAUAAGUUAUUUAUGAAAAAUUGGAAAUUUUAUAAAAAACGAGAUUCAACUAAUUCGUGUUUAAACUAAAAAUACAAAUGAAAUUUUUAAAACAGAAUUACAAACUAUAAAAACUCGAUAAAAUAACUAAAUAACCUGAGAUACGGUAACAUAUGUGUCAUUCCACUAAAAUUAUCAGUUGAAAAGUGAACUACUACCUCCUAAACUUCACAAGAGCUGAAAGCCUGUCAGCAAGCUGUACAAUAUAAU
This is a messenger RNA of Trichobilharzia regenti, 2451 nucleotides long. NCBI's taxonomy places the organism in Eukaryota, Metazoa, Platyhelminthes, Trematoda, Strigeidida, Schistosomatidae. The record is from the annotation of a GenBank genome assembly.